Molecule: messenger RNA, 252 nt
Organism: Microbotryum saponariae
Lineage: Eukaryota; Fungi; Basidiomycota; Microbotryomycetes; Microbotryales; Microbotryaceae
Source: the annotation of a GenBank genome assembly
AUGAGCAAUAGGUACCCGUGCCACUUGAGAGCCAAGGUCGAGUGAGUCGGAUCGGACGCAGACUGUUUUCACCGUUUUCAUGUCCGCCUGGCCUGCGCUGACGGGUCUUCUCCUACUUGGGUGUGCAGCCACGCUUUGAAGCUCAUUGCCGACGAGGGUCUCGUUCACGGGGAUGAAGGCGCGCGGAAUGUUCUGCUUCGACCAGACGGUCGGAUCUGCGUCAUCGAUUGGGGUGAGGCGCAAUGGAGAUGA